This is a messenger RNA of Zeugodacus cucurbitae (melon fly), 2238 nucleotides long. RefSeq lists its product as uncharacterized. The transcript has 4 exons. The record is from RefSeq and is a predicted model, not a curated record. NCBI's taxonomy places the organism in Eukaryota, Metazoa, Arthropoda, Insecta, Diptera, Tephritidae. The coding region runs from base 1469 to 2137 and encodes 222 amino acids.
CACAAUGACUAAUGAGAGUAUCUGAAAAAAUGCGAAAAUACGCAUGCCAAAUCUUAUGUAAAACUCAGUAAGGAAGGGUUAAGUUCUGGUGUAACCGACAAUAUAUAUUCGGUAUAAAGUCCACCAGAAUAGCGGAAAUCAUUAUUUAUAGUAUAUGAAUACUGGUGUAAUUCCUAGACCAUUUUCACUAAUUUUCAUCACGACCAGAUUUUGUCCAUCUUCGGCACAGAGAUACACUAUUAUAAGCAACAGAUCCUCUGUGAAAUUCUUUAGAAUAUCUGACAGAUUUACCUACAAAUGACGUACUUGUACAAAGUUCUGUUCAGAUACCUGGUGCUUAAUUUAUAGAUUGUACAACAUAUACUUUGCAUGCGAGGUAGGCAUGAUUAUAAUCCGAUUUCCUCCAUUUUUAGACUGCAUAAGGAAAUGUCCAAAGGAAGGACACUAUAGAGUUUGAUUGAUAUGUAUAGCUCUAGUAGCUUACGAUAUGUGUACAAAAAACUUAGUAGGGGGCGAGGCCAUGCCCAUUUCUCCAAAAAUCAAAACAUGCCCCUUAAUAGUGCGACCAAUUGUACAAUAUUUUACUUUUAUUACUAUAAUAUUAAUUAUGGCUUAGUUAUGACAAUUUAUGUGUUUCCGGUUUUCGCAAUUUUGUGGGCGUGACAGUGGUCCGAUUUCGCCCACCGAAAGCAACAUGGUGCCUAUGGUGCCAAGAACUAGCAACUUGGUUCCGAGAGUAUAAAUAUUCGAAAUCGGGUCAUAACACUUCAAGUAUGAGAUCAUGUAUACCUAUAGUUGACUUUGACUGCUGCCAAAAAUUGAUAAAAAAACUCUUCAAUAUUUCCCUAACCCUUAUAUACCUAAUAAUGGGAUUUUCAAGCUACCGUUUGGUAUUAUACCGCAUAAAUCGGAAAAUAUAUGAGAUAUAUUUGUCAUAUUUCCUGAAUGGAUAGUCUUGUGUAUACUAGUAUUAUGGUUUGGUGAGGAAAAUAGGUGAAGUCGGUCUGAAUAACAAAAUUACCUGAAAACACGUUUCCGAAUAUAUACUCUUUCCUAGUGUGGUUCCUGUCCCAUUUUAUUAAUUUUGGUUAAUGGCAUUAUAUGAGAGUGGAAAUGGUUCAGACCCAGUCACCCAUCUACAAUACCAACCUCCUCAGGGUGCCAAGGAACAAGUGCACCAAUUUUCCUCAAGAUAUCGCAAUUUUUAAUCAAAUUAUCGCUUGCGUAAACGGCGGACAGACAGACUUACGGAAUUCAAUUCGUUUCGUGACGUGAUACAUAAUACAUAUAAGUCGAACAGAGGAAUCAGCAAACUGUUGAUUAUUGAAUAUGUAUUAUGAAUUAAUAUACAUAUGUACAGCUCAAUAUGAGAUAGUAUAGUACCUAUAGAGUCCAGUUGAAUUAAAAAGUAGAAGCGCUCAGUACAGUUUGAGUUGUCAUUUAAGUACAAGCAAAAUAAUUCAUUAAAAUGGCCCAAAUCAAUUCUUUGGAGCGCGCAUUUACGGUGUUGACAUAUCUACUUGCACCACAGCAAUUCAAUUAUACUGGUAAUCAAAAGCCAACUUGUGAUCAUUUUGAAGGCGAUUUAAAUAAGGUAGAAAACGCGAUCGUAUCUAUGACAGAUUUUGUGGAUUCACUACAAUCGAUUUCUAAUACUCUUGUGGAUAUCCAAAUUGACCUGCAAAACGAACCGGAACCCACGGUAACAAAGCCUUAUAAAUGUGUGGAUAAAAGUCUUAGAAACCUUUUUUGUGAGGACAAUAGAUACUCGAAGAAUUUAGUGUUAAUAGGACGUGUUCAUUCGCCUAUGUCACAUGAUCUAUACCAAAAACUCUUGAACGGAAUUCCAUGCGAUGAAAAAUGCAUCGACAGCGAUACUGACUACUUUAUUGGCAUAAAUAAUUUUAUGCAGCUCAUACACAAUCAAUCGCUUGAGCUGCUCUUUAUUUACACUGAUACUGAUGACAUGGAACAUUUUCAUUAUAUUCCGGCAUAUCAAUUUGAUGGUAUAAAGUUAAAUAUAGAAAGGGUUCGAAGUAGUAUGUCAGAUGUUUCUUUGAAAGAACUAAAAAAUAUAGAAAACCUGAAAUUCAAGAAUUUUAAAAUAUUCUUGCUAAAAAAGUUGCGAAAUAUUUAAUACAAAGCUAUAAGUAUAGCUUAUAGAAAAAACUGUUGGAAUAUUCAAAUGCGAAAUGAUGGGAAAAUGUCAAAAUAAAAACAAUACAAUACAGUACAAUU